UAAAACACCCGGGUCCCGGACCCACCUCCAACUGUUAAAAUUACGAAAGUUGGACAAUGGACAUUCGUUGCGUCGCCUGCGUAUUUGUACACAAACAUUUGAUUAUUUGACCAUAUAGAUGGAAAAACGUUUCAGGUUUAUCCUCAUUACCAAAUUAUUCAAUCUGUGCUUGAUACAUCGUCAAAGUAGACUAAAUAAUGUCGGAAACAUCGGUUUCAGAUAAAUUAGACAAUGAUCAGUCUCGCGCGCCAACAGAAAACGAAGAAAUCAACAACAACACUCCAAAAAGCAACAUUGAGGAGUCUUUGGAAAUUUCACAAACCACAUUUGACAAGAAAAAAGAGGUUUCAGACUCAAACGCUAAUGCUAACACCUCUGAAAACAGCAAACCAGAUGUAGCUUCUAAUGAUGGGGAAGGAGAACAGCCAAAACCAAAGACAGAUACUGAUUUAUCAAACACUGCUAACGUUAGUCUGCGGCCUGUAACCGUUAAGAGCUCCGCCUCAUCUGAAGCUGCCCCAAAGGUCAUAGCAGGCCCUGCACAGGUCAGAUCCACCACACCAGUGGUUAUAGGGGCCAGGGUGGUGACAUCUAAUGUUCAGGGACCCGGGGCCACCAGUUUGGCACUGGCUCCUCAGCCUGGAAGGGUCUCUGUUAGCUCUGUAGCCAUAAGCCAGCCCAGGGUCACCACACUGACCACAGCCAAAGGGGCAGUCUUGACAUUGCCAAGGAUUUCCACCCCAUCACAAAGUGUACCAAUGACACGCACCCCUCAGACUGUGCCACUGCAGCUGCCUGCCAACUUCCAGGUACCACAAGGAAUGGUGUUAAUCCGCAGUGACAGCGGGCAGUUGAUGUUGGUAUCUCAGCAGGCUCUGGCCCAGGCUCAGGGAAUGCUGCCAAAACCAGCCAGUGCCAAUGCCUCUGCUAUAGUUAGACCCCCAUCCUCACAGGCAACUGUAACCACUACACCAAUCAUCAGAGUUUCUUUUCCACCUUCCAGUGCAUCAGCUACUACCAAUAUUAAACUUAACCCCACUACAGGGACUGCCGUUCAGAAACCACCCUCCGCUACAGGAACUGCAAUUUUCACGCCAUCAUGUACAGCAGGAGCUACCAUCAUUAAACCAGCCGGUGUUAUAAGGACGGCUAUCAGGAAGCCCAGUUCUACCAUGGGGCCUGUUAUCAAAGCCAGUCAAAUGACUCCAAACAGCAGCACACCGGGGACCUUUAACCAGAGGACUAAUUCUGUCACUGCAACUACCAUAAUUAAUACCUCUGCUGUAAAGUCUGGUGGCAAGGGUGCUCUCUCCACCCAGGGUAAUGCCCCACGUAUGACGUCCCCUAAUGUACCAGCCAGAUCCAGCACGAACACAUCAUCAACCCCAGUCACUGUUACAGCUGAGACCUUGGAGAAUGUGAAGAAGUGUAAAAACUUUCUGGUCACUCUUAUGAAGCUGGCAUCGAGUGGCACACGCUCGGCCAACAUGGCUCAGAACGUCAAAGCUCUUGUCAAAGCCCUGCUGGAUGGGAAACUAGAGGCAGAGGAGUUUACUGAAAAACUCUACAUGGAGCUCAAGUCAUCCCCUCAGCCAUAUCUAGUGCCUUUCCUGAAGAGGAGCCUGCCAGCUGUCCGUCAGCUCACCCCAAACUCGCAGCUCUUCAUUCAGCAGUGCGACCAACUCAAGCCCUCAGAUUCGACACCAACCAAGGCCGCAAACCAGAAGUCCACUGCGUCUCUCAGCUCCUCCCUCAAGCCCAACCAGCCAACCAGAAUGGCUCAGCUGGUGAUCCAGCAACCUAAAGGAGUAAUCGUCAAACAGUCUUUGACGUCAGCUCAGACAAGUUUACCUGCACUGAACCAAACUCAACCCAAACAGAUGCUCAUUCAAACCAAUGCUAACGCAGCAGGUGCUGUUCGGCGGCAGUCCAUCCUUCAGGCAUCUAAAACACACUUUUCCCAACCACUCCUUCCAGCGCAACCACACGGCUUCAAGGACAGCACCUCGGGCUCUUUCCGAGAUGAUGAUGACAUUAAUGAUGUGGCUUCCAUGGCCGGCGUGAACCUGAGUGAGGAGAAUGCUCGUAUUUUGGCCUCUGGCUCCGAGCUUGUGGGAUCAGUGAUCCGCUCCUGUCAAGAGGAGCCCUUUUUAUUCCCAUCAGCCCUUCAGUCACGAGUGCUGCAGAUAGGUGGAUCUUUGAGCAUCACAGAGGUCUGUCCUGAUGUCCUUGAACUGCUCUCUCUUGCUACACAAGAGAGGCUUCGGGACCUGCUGGAGAAGAUAACCAUUGUAGCACAGCAUCGACAGAUUUCUUAUAAGUCUCAAAUGUGUGUCUCGUCGUACUCUAAUGUUUCCUGUGGUGAGGAUGAUUGGCGUUACAGUCAGACCAAUGACACGCGCUCUCAGCUGAAGUUCCUGGAGCAGCUGGAAAGACUGGAGAAACAGAGGAGGGAGGAAGAGGAGCGAGAAGCCCUGCUCCGCAUUGCCCGGAGUCGCUCAAACAGUGAAGACCCAGAGCAACAGCGUCUGAAACAGCGAGCCAAAGAGAUGCAGCAGUUGGAGUUGGCACAGAUGGAGCACAGAGAUGCAAAUUUGGCAGCGCUGGCAGCCCUGGGGCCACGUAAGAGGAAAUCUCUGGAGGCUCCCGGCUCAGGGGCCAACCAGUUGUUAGGUUCAUGUGGGCAGUUUGCUACUCGAGCACCGGUUCGAAUCACUUUGAGAGAUCUGACCUUCUGCAUGGAGCAAGACCCCACAUUCAGACACACUCUCAUGCUGUAUAGAGCAUUUCUAGGCUAGAUAACCACACAAACACAACUUCUGAGUUUUGUUCUGUGUUUGGGAAAAGUUCUUUAGAUUACAUAGUACUUUACCAUGGUUCAAAAUGAAACCGUUUUUGUUAUAUUUCUGUGUUCCUAUCCUUGUUUUGAUGACUGAAUAAACUGUUUGUAUAGAUUGACUAGUAAGUCAGCACAAAAUAAUAAAUUUAACACUAUUAGCAGCAA
Molecule: messenger RNA, 3004 nt
Organism: Carassius auratus (goldfish)
Lineage: Eukaryota; Metazoa; Chordata; Actinopteri; Cypriniformes; Cyprinidae
Gene: taf4b
Product: TAF4B RNA polymerase II, TATA box binding protein (TBP)-associated factor
Exons: 15
Coding region: 198-2798 (866 amino acids)
Biological process (GO): DNA-templated transcription; transcription initiation at RNA polymerase II promoter
Cellular component (GO): transcription factor TFIID complex
Molecular function (GO): DNA binding; protein heterodimerization activity; RNA polymerase II general transcription initiation factor activity
Source: RefSeq, a predicted model, not a curated record